Messenger RNA from Westerdykella ornata, 1098 nucleotides. RefSeq lists its product as uncharacterized. Lineage: Eukaryota; Fungi; Ascomycota; Dothideomycetes; Pleosporales; Sporormiaceae. Bases 222 to 881 code for a protein of 219 amino acids. The transcript is spliced from 3 exons. The record is from RefSeq and is a predicted model, not a curated record.
GCUUCUCUCGCAUGUUGCCGUUGUGCCGGGGGCCAGGUGCAAGUGUUUGGUGCCGCCAUGUCCACCAUUGGUAUGAACACUGUCUUCGUACAGGUCAUAUCCAUAUCUGCCGAAUCAACAGAAUGUCGGGGAGAUGAAGUCAUCUAAUGAAGAUUUAACGUGGCCUCGCAAGCCAAAGUGCAGUACAGACCGCCAAGCAAACAGCCAACGCCUGAAUCACAAUGGACUCGGCAAGCCACGUCCCUCCAAGCUAUGGCUCAGCGUAUUCGCAGUUGUAUGCCUGGACAUAUGAUCCAACUGAUGGCUCAUGGUAUGCGCCAACAUAUGGAGGCCGAAACAGUGCCGGCGAUGCAUCUGAGCGCAACCCCAUUUCGUCCUCGGCCUCCCAGAGCCCUGCCGCUCGGAGCCACUCCGCCCACAAGGCCCUCGAGCGAGAGAUUGACUACCUGCAUGACGACCUCGACGAACAGGAUGAACGAAUGGACAUGCAGGACGAGCGAAUCCAACAGCAAGAAUUUUUCUACCGAUCGCAGUUGGGCAAGCUCCGUGACGAGCUCAAGAGGUGCGCCAACAGGAUGACUUCUCUGGAAAGUUCCCUCGAUGCCGCCAAGAAGGAGAUCAAGAAUCACAAGAGCACGUUGCAGCAGCUCGCCAAGAAUCGUCGUAAGAACAAGGAUCUUGAAAGGCGGAGGAAGAAGGAGGCUGCGAGGGUUGCUAGCGAGCAAGGAGAUACCAUACGGGGACUGCAAGCUGGAGAGCCACACGACAUUGGUUCACAGGAACGACUGAAUGGUCAUCAUGAGCAGACCGCUCCCGUGGUCAAGACUGAACCUAGAGACAGGACCACGGACAUUGAGGAAGGAGAGGUAGACGAGCUGUAAGCAUCGGUGUGGUCGUACGAGUAGGGUGAUGUCAAGGGGACAUGGUAAACCAAGGAGCACAACCGUGUAUCGGAAUAUGCGCAUUGAGCAUUUUCAAUGUUGCAUUACUUGGGAACAUAAGAUGCAACGGGGUCAGACAUACUCCUAAUACCCUACGGUGUUCCGUGGGAGAGAGAUACCUGUCUCCGGUCUAUGAAUGUAUGAAUCACAAACUGCA